AUGGCAUACAGAUGUUCGGCAGAUGCGGUGGAUGAAUAUUUACGAUUGGCUGAAACAACCGCCCACAAAUGCCUUGAACAAUUUGUAGACGGAGUUAUCAAACUUUUUGGAGAUGAGUAUCUCAGAAGUCCUACAGCGGAAGACCUCCAACGAUUACUGAAUAUUGGGGAACAUCGCGGUUUCCCCAGAAUGGUAGGGAGCAUAGAUUCUAUGCAUUGGGAGUGGAAGAAUUGUCCCACGACAUGGAAAGGACAAUAUUCACGUGGAUCUGGAAAACCGACAAUCGUACUAGAGGAUGUGGCAUUGCAAGAUUUAUGGAUUUGGCACGCAUUUUUCAGACCACCAGAGGGUCGAGCUCCGAGAGUUACAUAUGUUGUCAAUGGACGGCAAUACAAAAUGGCGUACUACCUCACUGACGGUAUCUAUCCCAAAUGGGUAACUUUGAUCCAAUCAAUUACACUUCCACAUGGUCUAAAAGCAAAACUCUUUGCUCAAUGUCAAGAAUCAUGCCGAAAAGAUGUAGAGCGUGCAUUUGGAGUCUUGCAAGCUCGAUUUGCAAUCGUGAAGAAUCAUGCAUUUUUUGGGAUAAAGAAAAAAUAG
Messenger RNA from Camelina sativa (false flax), 600 nucleotides. Lineage: Eukaryota; Viridiplantae; Streptophyta; Magnoliopsida; Brassicales; Brassicaceae. The record is from RefSeq and is a predicted model, not a curated record.